UCCGCGUGGGCGGCCCCGUGUGGUCGGGAGAACGAAACACGACACUCCUCUACAGAGAGAAGGGGGGCUGACGGGGAGAGAGCGAGCCUACGGAGUGAGUGGAAAAAGAAAAGUCUGUAAAAAGAGAGGGAGAAACUACCUCAGACGGCGAGCUUUUUUCCUGUUCGAACGUGCCAUGUUAUGACUGUGGAAAUGACGUGUGAGUGUUGAAUAUGCAACAUUGUAUCACGACUAAACUGAUUAACAGUGAUACAUUUCUCCAAAAUCGUCGUUUGGAUUUUUAUACAAUUCCCCUCUAUCGGCACGUUGGCCUGGGACUUGCUGGCCUCCAACUUUGCAGUAGUGAGAUUGCUGGCCAGCAGAAAACUAAUCGCCUAAAAGACUCGGAAAGAAACUAGAGAAGGACUAGUUGAAAACAAACGGGGGAGCAGUAGGGGGCCCGAAGUGGAGCGCCCGAGAAUUGCGGACGUAGAACGAAGAACGAACGGAGCGAGAUCAGCCACGGGAGAAAAGUUUAAAGAGGUGUUUUGCGGUUCUCACCGACAGGAGAGGGAGGGUGGCCGACUUCACCCGAAAAUUUUGUUCGCCGAGCAAGUCAGUGAGCGAAGCACACUCAAAAUGAAAACCCCGGGGGAUACGGGGUUCGCCUUCCCAGACUGGGCCUACAAACCGGAGUCGAGCCCCGGCUCGCGCCAGAUCCAGCUAUGGCACUUCAUCCUGGAGCUGCUGCGCAAGGAAGAGUACCAGGAUGUGAUCGCCUGGCAGGGCGACUACGGCGAGUUCGUCAUCAAGGACCCCGACGAGGUGGCGCGUCUGUGGGGCGCCCGCAAGUGCAAGCCGCAGAUGAACUACGACAAACUCAGCCGCGCUCUCAGAUACUACUACAACAAGAGGAUCCUUCACAAGACCAAAGGGAAGCGGUUCACCUACAAGUUCAACUUCAACAAGCUGGUCCUGGUCAACUACCCCUUCAUAGACAUGGGCUCUGCAGGCAGUGGAGUUCCCCAGAGCGCCCCUCCAGUGCCGUCCGGCGUGGGCUCCCAUUUCCGUUUCCCGCCCUCCACCCCCUCCGAGGUGCUCUCCCCGAGCGAGGAGCUGCGCAGCCCGGGCGUCUUCAGCGCGGUGGCCCGCCGCAUGGCCCGCGGCUCCGUGAGCGACUGCAGCGACGGCACCUCCGUCACCUCCGAACUGGAGGAGGCCGGAGGAGGCGGCGGCGAGGAGCGCGGCGGAGGAGGAGGAGAGCGGGCCUUCCGCAGCCUCCUCCACCCCCGCCUGUCCCACGACUCGCUGUUCCGCGUCUACGGGCCGCCGCCGAGCCGCCCGGGGCCGCCCCACGGGCCGCCGCAGUCUCACCGCGCCCACCCGGAGAACCUGUCCCCCUUCCCGGUGUCCCCGCUCCCGGGCCCCGGGGGCCUGCUGGGGCCCACCCUGUCGCCGGCGCUGUCCAUGACGCCCAGCUCCCACCUGGCCUACACGCCGUCCCCGUCGCUGUCCCCGAUGCUGGGCUCCCACUUCUCCUUCAACCCGGAGGACAUGAAGCGCUACCUGCAGGCGCACACGCAGAGCGUCUACAACUACCACCUGAGCCCGCGCGCCUUCCUGCACUACCCCAACAUCGUCAUCCCGCAGCCCCAGCGGCCCAGCGCCAACGCCGCCGAGUCCAAGCCGCCGCUGGCUCCCCCCUCCCACGCCCACGCCCACGCCCACGCCCACUCCCAUGCCCACCUGCCCCUGCACCACGCUCACCCCCACGGGCCGCCCGGAGGACCUCCAGAGGAGCCGCGCCUCUCGCCCUUCCAGUUCAAGCUGCAGCCUCCGCCGCCGGGACGCAAGCAGCGGGACGGGCCUCUGGGGAGCUCCUCCUCUUCCGUAGCGUCCGGCUCCGCACACCACAACUCCUCCUCAGGGUCCCUCAGCCACUCAGGAGGCACGCCUAAAAUUAAGGUGGAGCCCAUCUCUGAUGUAGAGUCUGAGGAAGAGGUGGAGGUCACCGACAUCAGUGAGGAGGACGAAGGCGAUGUUUUCGCCCCGCCACACCACAUCAACGGCUUCGGCCUCGCUCUGGUCAAUCAGCCCCACCAUCCACCACAAGCCGCCGACGACGGCAUUGUGGCCGACGAGGAUCUGGACGAGGACGUCUUCAAGACCCCUGCCGCUCCGCCCACCACCACCACCAUCACCAGCAGCGCCAGCGGUCCCUCCGGGGGCCUGGCCCUGCUGGGCCUGAAGAGCGAGCCCCGUGAGGUGGGUCUCGGCCCGGCCAGCCCUGGCGGCACCCGCUGCAUCCCCCUCAAGCUGCGCUUCAAGCGCCGCUGGAGCGAGGACCAGCGCCUGGAGGCCGGCAGCGACGAGGCCGAUGAUAAGAAGGUGCGCGCUGCCCCCGAGGAGGACGACGCCGCCGCCGCCGCCGGUCGCGAUGAGCAGCCUGGCGGCGAGAGGGACAUGGGCGCCUUCCGGCGGGCAGAGAAUGGCGAGCGCUGUAGUCCCCCUUCCCCGCUCGUCCUGCCCCCGGCACCCGCCCAGAGGAGGGUGAGCUCUGAGCUGCAGAGGGCCACGGCCCAGCUGUCCCUGGAGAAUAACGGCUGCUGAUUUGAAGCACACACAAACAUAUACACACACACACAAACAUGCUCAUGCCUACACACUAACAAAUAUGCUGACACCUUCUUAGCUUCUCCUCACACACAUGUGCAUCCAAAACUAACAACUGACACCCACAUACACAGUUUAGACACACACAACACGCAUUGGCCCAUGCUUACUUAGACAGGUAAAACCUUGGUACACACACACACACACACACAAACACACACAAACAGAAGGAAGUGUCCCUUUUUUGAUACACAAACAUGCAUAUACUGUGUGUAGAGUUUAAAGCCGGUGCACACAAAUCUUUUCAAACUAUGUAUAUUGAAACAAAGUCCUGUUCUCAGUCACAUAACCUGCACACACUGUAAAUACGACAGAACACGUAUACUGACGCUCCACAGUGCCGAGGCAGACACUAAACACCGCUUUUCUCUCAAUACUGACACGUCACCGAGCGGCUCAGGACAAAACUCCCUCCCUCAUUGGCUUGUGGUCCCCUCGCCCCGCCUCCUUCAGUUAAGCCGGGCCCUCCCAUUGGCUGCUCCUGUGGCCCUAAAAGACUGCCUCUUCAGCCAGUGAGGCAGCAAAAAGCUGUCUGGCCUUGUUGUUAAGGGCCCUAGAAGAAGACUUUAAUACAUGCCUUCAACAUCAACAAACAAGAGAUUACAGAAGUGCCUGUUCCUUAGUCAAAACACACCAUUACGACCCAGAGGGAGAGAGGUGGGGGAAAAACCGUAGGAAACGCAGACAAACAUGAAUUGCGUCUAAAACUAGACUGUCUAGAUGCUCUAGACAUGUUUUGACUGCCGGGAGUUCCACUUUAUUGCCUCUUCACAGCAAUGGCCUUCUAGAGUCUGCCUUCUAGCAUAUGACUAUGCCUGAUUCGACUUGGUAUGAGGGGAGAUGUAUUCUGUGAUUUGAGGGACCGAAAGAAGUUGACAGACUGAUAGAUAAGUCGCCAUUAAACAUCCACCAUCCGCCACCACCAUCACAUCCUUGAUUAAGUGAGUUUUGGUUAAAGGUCAUGCCGCAUCAGGCCAAGUGUGUGCAAGUCCUUAAACUCCUCACAGGAAGUCCAUAAUUCCUCCUUCGCUGCCCUAGACUGAUGACUUGAAAAGAGCAGGAAAGCGGUCUGUGUCUGAUCGGCCCUCUGCCAUGAGACCGCCUUCCCUGUCAUCCUCAGCCAAUUGGACCACCCUCAUGCCAGGUCGGGCCAAUGGGGUUCACCCUUACCAGCAGGCCUUCGGCUGUAGUAGGACUGCCUUUUUGCUGGCCUCUGACAUUGGGACCAUGCAUCAGACUGAGAGGCAUCUUUCUUCACAUGUACAGCCAGGAUGCAGAAGAGAUUUUAGAAGUGUUACUUUGCUACCUGCAGUAACCAUGGUGAUGAUGGCGAAGAUGAUGAUGAUGAUGAUGAUAAUGAUAAUGAUGAGUCUGAUGUUGUGAUGUUAUUUUCUUUUUCCCCUUCCCUGUUCUGUGUUGCUAUUACUCUUAUUCAUUCUAUGUCUGGGAAUGGAACUGGGGGGAAAUUGCCUUAUAAGGAAGGCAAGCGUUUUAUAGGCAUUGCUUUUGACAUUUGCAGUGAAGAGUGGGUCUGGUGUAUAAUGCUCACUUACUCAAACAAGCGCACACACACCCAUACACGAUGGUGAUAUUUAGCCAGGGUGUGUAUGUAUGUAUGAAUGAAUGUGUGUGGGUGUGGGAGUGGGAGUCAUCCCUAAAAUGUAAUGAUUUUAGAGCACAAAGUCCAACUCAGGCUGCGUUUUGUGGAUGAGGGAUUUAGUUUUCUAUGCGUUUCAAAUGGAAGAAUCUCAUCCCUGUUGCACUCACACCUAUGAACUAAUAGGAGCCCCAAGUGAGAUGAUGGUGCCUUAAAGCAUACGGCUGCCCCUGCUUUUAGAACACACGUACACACACACAGCCUUUAGAGAACACUUUACUCAAAUGCGAGGCACCAGACUAAAUAAAACCUCACACUGCCAGUUUGCCUUCAUUUUAUAGCAUGUUUAGAGAGAAGAUAUACACAUAAGUAUUAUAUACAAUCUAUAUAUUUGAUACAGAUGAUUUCAUUUUCAGAACGUUAGUUUGAUAUAUCCCAUGAAUAGCUAUUUUUAAAAUGGUGUAAAAGUGGAAACGCGAGGGAAGAUUUUUCCACUUGAUUCUAGGCAGAUCAUCUCAACGCUCUUGUGACAAAUCAUUAAUGGUUGAUCCAAACAAUAAAAGAAGCCAUUGUGCUGCAAGUGAUCAAAAAAAUGGACAAAGUAUCUUAUAUAAAUAUAUAUAAAUAUAUUUACACAUAUACACACAUGCAUUUGUAAAUAGUCUGUAGCUAUAAAAUGAUGAAAACAGGCCUGUUUGGAGCCAUCAUGUUUAUUUUUGAACAAAAUUAAAUUUGGUGAGUGAUUCUGCUGACAGAAGCAACACUACAGUGAGCGUCUGCCCCACGUAGCAAGGACCUAACCUGUCCAGGUGGACAAAAAAAAGAAAAAGGAAAAAAAAAAUCACAUAUAAGGAAGCCUAAAGCUAAACCAAUCAGAAAUGGACCCAGGGAUGAAGUCUCAGCACCUCUGUAUAUUUUUUUCCAAGUCCUUCUUGUGUGCCUCUGGAAACCCUCCUCUAGCAGACGAAGGAGGGUGGGGGGAGUCCUCCCCAAGCCCCCCCCCCCUCAGGAGCUGUCGCCUGUGCGCCGUCAAAUGAACCCUUGUCUUGAGUUUGGCCCUCGCAGGCUGCAUGGCCUCGCAGGCUGCAUGGCGAGGCCUCCAAUUGGUCCAUGCCAGACCUCACCGCUGCCUUACUCUUCAGGAAAAGAGAAAUAAACAAAACAUCAACAUGACAAAACAAGUACAGGAACAAAUAAAGUUCCCCAUCAGUAUUGACUUUAUGUCUUUAUUAUUAAUAUUAUAAUUAUUACAUUUUACUGUUCAUAUUAAUUUUUAGUUUUAUGUUUCUUUCCAACAUUGAUACUAUUACUGUUAUUUCAAGAGGCUCGCCUCGCAGUCAGCCUAACCCUUCCCAUGAUCCUUUGCGCUCGCGUGUGUAUGGACAGUCCUCCCCACGUGUCCCAUCGCACACUGCUCUGUUCAGCUGACCUGUGCUGCCGUUGUGGUGAUUUGCUGUGUGUUUUUGGCUGCUCCGUGUCGUGAGAUGGUGAACCAAGAACAUGGGGAGGUUGCUGGGGAGGAGGGACAUAAUCUCCUAUCAAAUUAUUUGUUAUAUGUUCUCUUUUUGGCCUUGUGUAUAUAUUAUAUAUAAAUAUAAAUAAAAAAUCUUUCUUUUUUUCUUUUUUCUUUAAUUUUUUUUGUGGGGGACUACCGGUAUGUAAGAAAAGACAUUGUAUUAUUUUACUGUGUAAAAGUCUUUCUAUUAUAUAUAUAUAUCACUUCAUCUCUCUCUUUCUCUUUGUAUUUCCCUCAUUCAGCGGUUAUGUAACACUCUAUAGAGAGAGUUGAGAUCUUUCCCAUCAUGAUGAAACAUUUGUACUUUUUGUUGGUCUUGUAUUUUUUCCUUUUUCUCUUGUAAUUAAAACUGUAAUCAGGGUUCAUUAAAACAGGUUAAAAAGGA
Messenger RNA from Alosa sapidissima (American shad), 6150 nucleotides. It is a transcript of the gene erf, whose product is annotated as Ets2 repressor factor. Gene Ontology annotation, biological process: regulation of transcription by RNA polymerase II; cell differentiation. The record is from RefSeq and is a predicted model, not a curated record. NCBI's taxonomy places the organism in Eukaryota, Metazoa, Chordata, Actinopteri, Clupeiformes, Clupeidae. Gene Ontology annotation, molecular function: DNA-binding transcription factor activity, RNA polymerase II-specific; sequence-specific DNA binding. The coding region runs from base 619 to 2589 and encodes 656 amino acids. Gene Ontology annotation, cellular component: nucleus. The transcript has 5 exons.